Molecule: messenger RNA, 2796 nt
Organism: Eleginops maclovinus (Patagonian blennie)
Lineage: Eukaryota; Metazoa; Chordata; Actinopteri; Perciformes; Eleginopidae
Gene: lmnb1
Product: lamin B1
Exons: 11
Coding region: 181-1938 (585 amino acids)
Biological process (GO): heterochromatin formation; nuclear envelope organization; protein localization to nuclear envelope
Cellular component (GO): nuclear lamina; nuclear envelope
Molecular function (GO): structural constituent of cytoskeleton
Source: RefSeq, a predicted model, not a curated record
ACGUCAAAUAUUCAAUGAGCCGCCAUAUUAGCCAAACCCCUCUUUCAUUCUGAUAAGAAGAAAAGAAGACGGGGGAAUUCAAGGAGAGUUUCGCAAGUGCUGAGCGGUUGUGUUGAUAUCAUUUAGCCUGCACUUGUCUUGUUUAAGUGUGGUUAUUGUUGGGUUAUUUAGUAUUUCACAAUGGCGACCGUAGCUGCAACUCCUCCGAGCGUGAAGAGGAGCACGUGCGGCACUCCGCUGAGCCCGACCAGGAUCAGCAGGCUGCAGGAGAAGCAGCAGCUCCGGGACCUCAACGACCGCCUAGCCACCUACAUAGACAAGGUCCGCAGCCUGGAGUCUGAAAACAGCAUUCUCCAUGUGCAAAUUAGCGAGACUGAGGAGGUGAGGAGUCGCGAGGUGUCCGGUCUGAAAGCCCUUUACGAGACCGAGCUAGCCGAUGCCAGAAGGUGCCUGGAUGAUUCCUCCAAGGAGCGGGCCUGGCUGCAGAUCGAGCUGGGGAAGAUCAAAUCCGACCAUGAGCAGCUUUUGCACAACUACAACAAGAAGGACUCCGAGGCAGCAGGAUCCCAGGCCCGGCUGAAGGACCUGGAGGCUCAGCUGAACUCUAAAGAAGCCAUGCUGGCCACGGCGCUGUCUGAGGGCCGGGGGCUGGAGGCCACGCUGGCCGACCUGCGGGAGCAGCUGCAGGAGCUGGAAACGGGUCUCGCUCACACCAAGAAGCAACUCUCAGAUGAGAUGCUGAUGCGCGUCGACCUGGAGAACCGCUGCCAGAGUCUGACGGAGGAGAUGAUCUUCCGCAAGAGCAUGCAGGAGGAGGAGGUGAAGGAGGCCCGGCAGCGCUACGACAGCCGCCUGGUGGAGGUUGACUCCGGGCGGAAGGAGGAGUACGAGUUCAAGCUGACUCAGGCGCUGACGGACAUGAGGACUCAGAAUGAGGAGCAGAUCAGCAUCUACAAGGAGAACAUGGAUGGGGCCCAUUUGACCAAACUGGAGGACCUGCGCCAGAUUGCUGAGAUGAACGGAGCGUCGGCCAGCAUGGCCCGCGAGGAGAUCAGAGAGUCCGCGCUGAGGAUCGAGAGCCUCACCGCUCAGCUGGGAGCCAUGCAGAAGGAGACCCGUGGUUGGCGUGACCGGAUCGUGGAGCUGGAGGCGGCGCUUGUUCAGGAGAAGGACCGGAGCCGCAAGAUGCAGACGGACCGAGACCGAGAGGUGUCCGAGAUCCGGGCCAAGAUGCAGCAGCAGCUCAACGACUACGAGCAGCUGCUGGAUGUCAAGCUGGCUCUGGACAUGGAGAUCAACGCCUACCGCAAACUCCUGGAGGGAGAGGAGGAAAGACUGAAGCUGUCUCCCAGUCCGUCAGCUCGUGUCACGGUGUCUCGAGCCUCCUCGAGCAGCCGCAGCGUGCACACCUCUCACGGAAAGAGGAAGCGCGUCGACGUGGAGGAACAGGAAGCCAGCAGCUCGGUGUCUAUCGCUCACUCGGCCUCGGCCACAGGGCCCGUCUGCAUCGACGAGAUCGACACGGACGGCAAAUUCAUCUGCCUCCAAAACUCCGGAGAGGAGGAUCAGGCAAUGGUCGGCUUUGAGAUGAUUAAGACGAUUGAAAAUGAUUCAACCACCUACAAGUUCACCCCCAAAUUUGUCCUGAAGGCCGGCCAGAAAGUCACGGUGUGGGCGUCUGAUGCCGGUGUGAGCUCCAAACCCCCCUCAGACCUGGUGUGGAAGAACCAGUCCUCCUGGGGGUCCGGGCUGGACGUCCACGUGGUGCUGCUCAGCCCUCAGGGAGAGGAAGUGGCAAGGAGAACCACCACAUAUAAGACGGGGUUGGAGGAGGAGGAGGGUGAGGAAGGUGAUGAUGAAGUGGACGCCGCUGAGGACGACAUGCUCCAGGAGCAGGAGGACCCCCGCACUGGGAAGAGAGGCUGCUCCAUCAUGUGAUCCCACUACAACCCCCACCCCCGCACCUCUGAGCCCAGCCAGUCUGCUGCCAACUUUAAAAACUAUUUUUCUAUCUUUUUGUAGAAUAUUUCAAUUAAAAACAAAAGAGGUUUUAUUUCUCAUAAAAAUGCAAAACGGAUUUUGGUAGAAAGCAUGUUCAGCUGGAAAACAAUAACAUAAUAGCUUGUUGGACAAACAUUGUAUUUGUCAGAACCUUUUUUUAUAAAACCAUGCAGCUACUCCUGAUAUUUUUAAAUUGGUUUUUAAUUUUGGUUUUAUAUCUUUAUUAUUAUAACACUGAUGCCAUAUCGUAAGCUUUGAGAACAGGAUGUGGAUCAGCUCAGGGGCUGGCUUAGGUCAGGCCUUUAAGUUUUUGCUCAGAGACCUACUGUAUACAGAGAAUAAGCACUGAAAGGACACUACUACCCCCCCACCCCCCUUCUGUCUGGACCUUAACUGGACCAAAUGUCAGAAUUACACAAUCUAGAAACCUCUGUUUUAGCGGCAUUGUUCUAGUAUCUUUAGAGAAAAACAGGUGUGAUUGUUUGAUAGUGUUCAUGAGGAAGUCGGAAGACAGUUUGAGUUUGUUAGCAGUUGUUGAGUUCCCUUAAAGCCCCUCUGGGUAGAGUUCAAACUGGGACAGGGACGCCUGGUGGAGAGGAGCUGACAUUACAGGUAGCUGUGAUGCUCUCUACUCUCAGGGGCUGUAACGGGACUCCUCUGGGUUUUGAGAAGCAUCGAGAGGUGCUGAUUGUAUUCUUAACUUUUGAUAUUUAAGGUGUUUGAAGUACUUUGUGUUGUGUGUUACUAUGCAUGCUGUAAUCAUCAUAGUUGAAUCAUUAAAUGAGUUUUCUUGUA